AUGAAACCCCUGUAUUUUGUCUUGGGCCUAUGGAUUCUUGGCACAUGUUUCCUGUCUGGUGAGUGUCAUAGAGGCCCCAGAGGACGAUAUGAUCCUAGAAGACCACCUCCGCCUCCUCCUCCUCCUCCUGGUCCCUUUGGUCCAGGAUUUCCUAGACCACAUCCUCCUUUCUUUGUUCCUGGAUUUGUUGGACCACUACCUCCUCCACCCUUUGGUCCAUAUCCACCUUUCAUACCAAGACCUCCACAACCCAGACCUCCAACCAAUCCUCCUGCCACUCCUCCUCCACCUCCUCCCACAACACAAGCAAAUACAACACCUAGUGCCAAUACCCCCCUAACUACUACUGCUGCCUCAAAUUCCACUGGUGAUUUUUUUAGAUGGUGGCAAGAAUUAAUUACCCUUUGGCGGUUAGGGUGA
Messenger RNA from Cricetulus griseus (Chinese hamster), 420 nucleotides. The record is from RefSeq and is a predicted model, not a curated record. Lineage: Eukaryota; Metazoa; Chordata; Mammalia; Rodentia; Cricetidae.